Messenger RNA from Musa acuminata subsp. malaccensis (wild Malaysian banana), 714 nucleotides. RefSeq names its product transcription factor bHLH61-like. Gene Ontology annotation, molecular function: sequence-specific DNA binding; DNA-binding transcription factor activity. The record is from RefSeq and is a predicted model, not a curated record. NCBI's taxonomy places the organism in Eukaryota, Viridiplantae, Streptophyta, Magnoliopsida, Zingiberales, Musaceae. Gene Ontology annotation, biological process: regulation of DNA-templated transcription. Gene Ontology annotation, cellular component: nucleus.
AGUGUCUCGGGAACACUGUAGGUGACGAAUAUAAGGAUGCGAGAGCUCCUCCCUCCUCCGAGCAAUCCUACCCACAAAAGCGCGGAGGGAGGGAAGAGAAAGAGAAAGAUGACAUCGAGGGAGCAAAAGAAAGGGGUUCUGCAUGAGAGGCUGCAGCUUCUUCGUUCUGUUACCAACUCUAGCGCGCCAAGCAAAGCAUCUAUUAUAGUAGAUGCGUUGAAAUAUAUUGAAGAGUUGAAGCAAAACAUCGAAGCAUGCAAGCGAGAUCUCGCGGAAGAAAGCUGCUUGCCCAUGGUUACUGUCGAAACCCUAGAAAAGGGUUUCUUAAUCAAUGUAUUCUGUGAUAAGAACUGCCCGGGAUUGCUUGUCUCCGUUCUCGAGGCAUUCGAGGCACUUGGACUUGAGGUGUUGGAUGCUAGCAUCUCCUGCACUGACUCAUUUCGUCUUGAAGCUGUGGGAGGAGAACCGCAAAAUGAAAGCGUGGAUGCUCAGAUGGUGAGGCAAGUAGUGGUGCAAGCUGUUAAGAAGUGCGCGGAAAGUUAAGGGAGCAGAAGACGAUCGGAGCAAAAGAGAGGUUUAGAAAACAGUAAUAAGAAAAUGAUAGCAGAUGACACAAAAGUUUUCUGUUAUUAUGGCUUCGAAGAUGUGCAACAAAUAAGAAACUCUUUUACUAUGGCAAAGACAGUGUGUGUGUGUGUAAUGCCAGAUUAUUAA